This is a messenger RNA of Trematomus bernacchii (emerald rockcod), 3164 nucleotides long. It is a transcript of the gene ccdc40, whose product is annotated as coiled-coil domain containing 40. Gene Ontology annotation, biological process: epithelial cilium movement involved in determination of left/right asymmetry; heart looping; axoneme assembly. The record is from RefSeq and is a predicted model, not a curated record. Gene Ontology annotation, cellular component: cytoplasm; cilium. NCBI's taxonomy places the organism in Eukaryota, Metazoa, Chordata, Actinopteri, Perciformes, Nototheniidae. The transcript is spliced from 18 exons. Bases 11 to 2974 code for a protein of 987 amino acids.
UACAGGUCCAAUGCAGAGCACUAGAGGUGAGGGUGGUGAGGGAGCAGGGGAGGAGGAGGUGAGGCCGGAAGGCUCGAGACAAACUGAAGAGGUGAGCGAGCUGCAGGAUGGAGGCGAGGAAGCAGCAGAGGACCGUGGGGCCCCGGUCCCAGCCGCUACACAGAGUGUCUCACAGAAUCAGUCAGGACCAGAGCCUGAUGACACGACCCCCCAGCUUCAGCCUGUCCACACUGGGUUGGAUGACUUCCCUGCAGCCACGAAUUCAGAAGACAUGGAGGAUCAGGAGCCGCUGCAAGAGGAGGAGGAGGAAGGGGAGGAGGAAGGGGAAGUGGAGGAUGAAGAGGAGGAGGAAGAAGAGUUCAUCGUUCUUGACUCUGAACAUCCGCUGGUCAGAAGGCAACAAGUUGCUCUGAACAGACAGCUCAGUAAUCAGCUGGAGAGGAUCGACCUGGGACUGAGGGAGAAGCUGGCAAAUGAGAAGGAAGAUGAUAAGCACCUUAAGGAGUUGGGAGUUGGGAUGUACGGGGUGCAGGAGCAGCUGGCACGGCUGCAGACCAGGCUGGAUGACCGUCAGCACACCAAGGCCGAGGCGGAGGCCAAACGUCAGCAGGCCAGGGAUCAGCUGGAGGAGAUCAAGAGACAGUAUUCCAAUAUCACCGGCCAAGACAGAAAGGACAAAGCCAACGCGUCCCAGUUACAGGCGGAGAUAGACAACCUCAUGCAGCAUCUGGUCUUCACACAAGGAGUCAGUGAAGAUCUGAGCUCCAAUGUCAAAGCCCUGAAGAACGCCAGACGCAAAGCAGGAGCUGAGAAGAACCAGGCCGAAGAGCAGAAGUUCCAGCAGGAUUUGUAUGUGGAGCGUCUUACAAAGGACAAGGAGAGGCAGACGGAGCAGAUAGCCAUGUAUGAAGCCCAGGCCAAAGCUCAGGCAGAGGAGACGCAUGCAGCCAAAGAGGCUCUCUCUGAGGCUGAGAUGGAAAUGGAGUCUCUGGUGUUGGCGCGGAACCAGCUGCUGCAGCAGUGGAGCGGCAGCCUGGUGGGCAUGAGGAGACGAGACGAGGCCUUCAGCGCCAUGCAGGACGCUGUGCGCACCGUCGAGCACCAGGUGAUCUUGCUGGACAGAGAGAUUGAAGGCUACAAGAGAUCCACCAAUGAAGAGCAGGAGGAGAAUGAGAAGCUAACUAUGCAGCUGAACUGGUCCCAUAUGGACGGGGCCACCUCCAGAAAGCUGAUCAUUCAGAAGCAGGCCCAGGGAGAGGCUCUGCAGGCGCACUACAGCUCCUGCCUGCGCACUCUGAGGGAGACGGAGCGCACCCUCGCCAGGCUCUCUAAGGAAACAAGCGCCCACCACGCUGAAGUGAUCGAUCAGAGGAGGCAGUUGCAGAAAGAGAGUGCUGUGCGUCUGGAGAUUGAGGACAAGAUCAUGACCCACAUCCAGCAGAAGCUCACCCACAACAAGGCUGCUAAGUACUCCCAACGGCUCACCAGCAGGAUAGCCACGCUCAAGAGGGAGAAGAGCUUUCGGUUGUGGCAGCUGGAGAAUGAUGUAGUGGCGGUGGGACAGGAGAUCAGCAAGGCCAGCCAACAUCUGGAGAGCCUGGGCCUCACCACGGAGGCUUUAGACGAGAAGAUCGCUAGGUCCAACAAGUUACUGACGAGCAUCCAGGCUAAGAUGUCCUCCUUUGUGACACUCAUCGCGCAAAAGCAGGCCAGCAUCGCCACAUGCAACAAAAAGAUCUAUCAAAUUGCAGCCAAAACUGGGCAUGAAGACCUGAGUCCUCUGCAAAUCAAGGUAGAGGCAAUAAGGGCUCAGAUCGAGGAGCUGGCGGUGAGAAUCAAGAGUGACCAGCAGAUCUGGAUGAUGCGUCAGGGGACUCUGGUGGCAAUGACCCACGAGAUAGAAGCCAACAGCAAGGAGAUGCUGAAACUGCAGACAGAAUACACUGCCAUGCAGCAGAAGAAAAUACGCCUGGAGGGUCAGAUUGAAGCGGAGCACCAUGAGGAGACGGAGCUGGAGAAGAAUGCCAAGAUGCUGAGAGGAGACCUGCUGAAGCUCAACACCCUGCUGAGCAAGAACUCACAGCUGAGCCAGGCGCUGGAGCAGGAGAACGCUCUGAGGGAGACAGACUUCCUGCACAGACUUAAGGAGGCAGAGCGGGAGUCUAUCCAGAUGCAGAUCAAACACGAAAGGAUCCAGGAGGAGAAGGAGAGAAUCCUAAACAGUGUGGUGGAGGCUAAGCGACAGAUAAUGCUGUGGGAGAAGAAGAUCCAGCUUGUGAAAGAGACCCGUUCAGCUGUGGACUCGGAGGUGGGCCAGGGAGACAUCCAGAUAAUGAAGGCCGAGGUACACCGUAUGGAGGUGCGACUGAACCACCAGUUGAAGCAGCAGGAGCGGCUGCUGAAGGAGAGCGAGGCGACAGUGGAGAGGAGGGAGGUCAUCGUCCUGCGCAGGGAGGCCAUGUUCCACACCUCAAAAAAAAUUACGACCAAGGGCGAGGUGAACCGCGUCACACAGGGCCUGCAGCGCAAGACCCACGACACACACAAGCGUGUGGUGGAGUAUGAGCAGGGGAUCAAGGAGCUACAGGAGGGCCAGGUGAGGCUGAGCGAGCGGCUGGCGCAGCAGAAGCAGAAGCUGUCAGAACUCUGCGGCACCAGCUACGUCCUGGACCCCGAAUUCGAAAAUCUGCAGGACACCAAAGAGAGGAACCUGGCCCACCUGGUGUCUCUGCAGAGCCGCAUGAAGAAACUGCAGGGGGUGUGUGAGGGCAGCUACCGAGCCUCGGCCACCAGCGAGUCGGUGGCAGCCGCUCUGCAGAGCCAGAUGGAGCGUGUGCGCGCCGCCGGCAUCAUCCUGCAGCGCGUGUGUGAGGAGUUCCCCCAGCACCAGGGGGCGCUCCGCAGGCUGGCGCUAGCACUGGCAGCUCGCACACAAACAGCUCGCACACAGGUCAGAGUGCAGGAGAUGUCCUGAGAGUGAGGGGAGGAGAACACAUGACCGUGAGUACAGGAGAGGAAGUGCAGAGGAUGGAGAGGGAGUAAGACAUGAGAGGGAAAGAUUAGAGAAGUGACACUCUGAGAAGAACAACAGGUCAUUUGUUUUAUGCUUUGAAUUAAGUACUGAUUGUUAAACAAUGUAAUAAAAUAAAGAAUUAUCAAACAGU